This is a messenger RNA of Rhizophagus irregularis DAOM 181602=DAOM 197198, 690 nucleotides long. RefSeq lists its product as uncharacterized. Lineage: Eukaryota; Fungi; Glomeromycota; Glomeromycetes; Glomerales; Glomeraceae. The record is from RefSeq and is a predicted model, not a curated record.
AUGAGUGCUAGCAUAUGUCAAUUAGUGUUAAGAGGUUUUCAACCACCUGGACAACUAUUAUGUUGUGAGAAAGAUAGUAUCUGUUUAAAUAAUGCACCUAUCUGUUCUUCCACUAAUAAAAUGGCUCAAUGUUGGUUUAUUAACCAGUUAGAUUCUUGUACGCGAAAGGAUGCUUUGGCUAUGACAGUUUGUCAAUAUAAGGAUGGUGUCUAUUGUCUCAAGGGACAAACCGACCAAUCAUAUGACCGUAGCAAAUUAUCAUGGAGUGCAAUAGAUUUGGCAUUAAGUCGUAAUAAUUUGUCCAAUUCAAAUAAUGGUUUUACUAUGAAUUAUGAUAAUUUUCCUGUUCCCGUUCCUGAUCAAAAUCCAAAUGAAUAUAUAUUUUGUUCAGAUGCCAUGUCUUCGGGAGUCUGUCAAAUUCAAGAUAGUAAUGGGUAUAAGCCUUUUUACUACCUAGUAGAAGUAUGUAAUAAUGCAUUUGACGUUAUAAAUUCUUCUCCCCAAAUAUCCAAUGCUACUGUUACUGUUAUGGCUACUACUACUACUACAGCUACUGCGACCGUUACACAAACAGUCACAGUUAAAGCGUCUAGUGGUUUCUCUAUUCAUUCAGAGGUGUCUUCUCUACCACUUGUAAUGUUGCUGAUUACUAUUUUUGUAAAUAUAAUCGUGGGGAAAUUGAGAAUAUAA